This is a messenger RNA of Centropristis striata (black sea bass), 2848 nucleotides long. RefSeq names its product GRAM domain-containing protein 2B-like. The record is from RefSeq and is a predicted model, not a curated record. Bases 101 to 1339 code for a protein of 412 amino acids. The transcript is spliced from 14 exons. NCBI's taxonomy places the organism in Eukaryota, Metazoa, Chordata, Actinopteri, Perciformes, Serranidae.
UCGACUCCCAAAAACAAACUUUCCGAGCGGCUCGGCUUCCUGCAGCUCCGCGGACCGAUGGAGGGAAUAAUCAGAUAAUAAUAAGAAAUGUGAAGCGGAGAUGGUGCUGAUGACCGAGCCGGCGGACAGACCUCUGACCCCGGAGCAGCUGCUCGGCUCCCGGGGGAGCCGGUCCAUGUCUGAAGUGGAUCCUGGAGGAGAGAGGAGGCCGAGGAGAAGAGGAGGCUCACCUGCAGACCUGCAGCUGUACCCGGACUCAGAGCCAGCAGACCCCCCGGAGGACCGGAGGAGACCUGCCGGCACGAGGUUGAAACCUGCGGAGCAGCUUUCAGCUCUGAGUCCGAGCGACGGUGAGACGAAGUCUGAGAGGAAGAAAGGCCAGACCAGCCAGUUAUCAAAGACAAACGCUCAGUAUCACAAGUUAUUCAAGGAGGUCAGCAGAGACGAACUCCUCAAACAAAGUUACACCUGUGCCCUGCAGAGAGACAUUUUAUACCAGGGAAAGAUGUUCGUCUCCGAUAACUGGAUCUGUUUCCACUCCAAAGUCUUUGGCAGAGACACAAAGAUUUCCAUCCCGGUGGUUUCUGUGACCUUCAUAAAGAAAACUAAAACUGCCUUGUUGGUGCCGAACGCUCUGGUGAUUGAAACGACGAUCGAUCAGCACGUGUUUGUGUCCUUUCUGUCUCGAAACACAACCUACAAACUCCUGAAGUCCAUCUGCGUUCACCUGGAGGUGGAUAAAACCUGCAGCAGCCCGAUUAUUUCCUCCAGUGAAAACAGCUUCAGAGUGAAAUGUCCAUCGUCUCUUCCUCUGGACUUCUCUGCAGACUUCUCGGACCUCGACGGCGUCGUGCAACAAAGACGUCAGGAGAUGAUGGAGAGCAGCAGCUCCGGCUCUCAAACUCCAGAUUACGACAAAAUAACUGACUUCAGCAGCCUGCCGGACUCGUUUCUGAGCGCAGUGAAGAGCGCCGAGGUCUCGGUGCACGCAGACAUUCACCUCCAGAGUCCGGCCCAGAAACACGGAGCUCCCCUGAAGAACGGUUCUCCAAAGCUCAGAGACAAACCCUCCAUGUCGCUGCACGCCAUCCUCCUCGUCUACUUGUUUCUAGUCGGCGUCCUCGUCUUGUCCUCCUGCUACAUGGCCUUCAAGAUCGUGGCUCUGGAGCAUCGGUUGAACUCGCUGGUGUCCGUCGGGGAACAUGUUCGUAAUGAGAAUGCAGUGAGCCAGCGGCCGCAGGAGGAAGUGAACGCUGAGAUUUAUGGAGAACUUUCUUCCAACUUAUUCAAGCUGGAAAAGAUUCAAAGAAGCCUGCGGAAGCUACUUGAAGAGACUUAAAAGAAGACAGAAGCUUUAUUUUUUAUUAGAAAUGUUGAUUUAUCAGCAGUAGCCACAUUUGGUGAUAGAUUUGUUGCCAAAGCCCAAACAGAAAGCUUUCUAAAAAAAACUGUGUGCAAUAACAGCUUCUAUCCACUCAGGACUAUUUUAUUACUCUUUCUAAACUAAAUGUUCGUGUUAGUGAAGAGAAACUUUAGGCAGUAUUUAUCUCACAGCUUUUAUCUUUGCCUUUCACUAAAGUGGGGAUUUUCUAAAGGUCCAAAGGUCAUAUUUCAAUGUUUUCCAAACAUUUCUUAAAAGGUCAACUUGUGCUGUUUUAUAUGUUUUUUUGUUAGAAUUAAAUUGCAGAUAAAUUAUAUUUAUGUAAUGUAUAUAAAUCACUCCGAUAAGUGAAAAGUUUAACAGGUAUUUUUAUUAUAAAUGAGGCCUGAUCUUCACUUUUAAACCAGAUUUAUUCACUUAUUAUCAUUGAAGAGCUUCUCAGCUGAUCAUAACUUAAAAAAUUCUCCACCUAAACUUUAAAAUGUUGAGUGUUUGUGUAUUUAAAGAGCAGUCAAAUAAUUUCAGGUGUGAAAGAAAAGAAUGAGUUUGUGUUUUAAAGGGAUAGUUUGGACUGAUGAAGUGGGUUGUAUGAGGUAUUUACCUAUAGUAUAUAUAUGGUAUAUACCUAUAGUAUAUAUAUGGUAUAUACCUAUAGUAUAUAUAUGGUAUUUACCCAUAGUAUAUAUAUGGUAUAUAACCAUAGUAUAUAUAUGGUAUAUACCUAUAGUAUAUAUAUGGUAUAUACCUAUAGUAUAUAUAUGGUAUUUACCCAUAGUAUAUAUAUGGUAAAUACCUAUAGUAUAUAUAUAUGGUAAAUACCUAUAGUAUAUAUAUAUGGUAUAUACCUAUAGUAUAUAUAUGGUAUAUACCUAUAUAGUGUAUUACCUAACAUCAGUUUCAUUUUACACUCUAUAUUGAAGAGUGAACAGUUCAUUUUGCCGUCAGACAGCCUGUUUAGGUUUAUACGGGAGAACUGAAGCCUCCAGACUAUUAUUUACUAGUUUACUAGUUGUUUACUUACAGGACGCAGUAGUCGCUGGUCUGCUGGAAUUAUUGGUUCGUUUGUGUUGUUGUGUGACUUUUGGUGUUUUAAAUUGAUAAUCAGAGUCACUUAAGUGACAUAAUUACACAAACAGACAAAUCAAGGCAGCAGUACAUCAAAAACUCCUGUAAAAUAUAGUAUAAACAUAUAUAUAUAUAUAUAUAUGUGUGUAUAUAUAUAUAUAUAUAUAUAUAUGUGUAUGUAUAUAUAUAUAUAUAUAUAUAUAUAUAUUGAAUAUGCUUACUAUGGACUCAUUCAACCUCACAUCAUAAAACCCAAACUGCCCUUUAAGUUGUAUUUGUUUGUUUACAUCAGAUCACAGAUUGUGCCUUUAAAUGUUGUUUAAUGUGUUGCAGUCCUGAAAUAAAUGUCUCAUCCAGUUUCUGUUGAACUGAAGGUGUUUUUUGUUUUUGUGUUUCUGGGAG